Molecule: messenger RNA, 2967 nt
Organism: Dictyostelium purpureum
Lineage: Eukaryota; Evosea; Eumycetozoa; Dictyosteliales; Dictyosteliaceae
Exons: 3
Coding region: 1-2967 (988 amino acids)
Source: RefSeq, a predicted model, not a curated record
AUGGAUAAUAAUCACAGUGAAAUAGUUAAUAAUCACGAUCACAAUCAUGGUAACAACAAUAAUAAUGAUAAUAGUGACGAAGAAAUAAUUAAUAAUCCAAAUAUUAUUGAUAAUAAUAAUAAUGGUAUCAGUAACAAUAAUAAUAGUAUCGAAAUUGACGGUGAGGAAGAUUUGGUUGAAUGCAAAUGCCAAUUAUGUAGGAAAGGACCACCCUCAUUAAAAGGAAAAGCAAACAAAAACGGAUUAUGGAAAAGACGUUUGGAAGUUGCCCUCUUUGUAUUAAUUAAUAAACAACUGGAUGACUAUAGAAACGAAAAAAAAGGUGAUGAAUCAAUUGAGUCCCUUAUAAAAAACAAUCCAUCUCUUGUUUUAACACCCAAACAAAAGAAAGAGCUUUCAAAGCUAGAAAAGAUAAAAUAUUUUCAUACAACCGAGAUUACGGAUUUUAUGUCAACUCAUCGACAUCUUUUAGGUUUGGAUGGACUUUUAAAAGACGAAGCAGACUGGAAGCAUCCAUUGGUCAAAACCUUAUCGAAUCAUAAAGAUGUAUUUAAAACUGGUUACCAUGUUUUAUUUGAAAAAAGAGGAUAUUGGAGCUUACACGAAUUAAGAGAUCCAUGGGUGGACGAUGACUUGUCAAAAAAGAAAAAUAAAAAGUUUGCAAAUAGUAUAAAUAUUACAGCAACAUCAUCAGCAUCUCCAACCAACACAGAGAAAACAGCAGAAGGAGGAGAUGCAGUUAACGAUUUGGAAAGUGAAGCUAAAAAAUUUAAACCAGCUAUGAUUUUAAAGAAACGUAUAAAGAGAAUUUGUGGUUUUAUUGGUAAAGGUGGUUUGCCAUGCCAACGUAUUGGUAUCUGCAGGCAUCAUUCUAAAAUUGUCGAUGGUAAAAGAGUACUUAGUGAAACAUCAAUAAUAGAUACAACAAGCAGCGAUGAAGAUAGUUUUGGCCAUGCUGAGGAUGAAUUAAGUGAUGAGGGAAGUGAUUUCGAAUUUAAUAAUAAUAAUAGUAGUAAUCUUCAAAGCGAUGAUGAACGUCAAAUUCAAGAAAGACCAAGUAAAAAAAAUAAAAAACAACACCAAUUAGAAAAUAGUGAAAAAAAAAAGAGAGCUAAAAAUAAAGAUAAUAAUAAUUCAGAUAUUUCAAAAAAAAGUAAUGGUUUAAUAUUUAGUAGUAGUGUUAUAGUGAAUGGUAGUUUAAAUAUUGUUAAUAGUAAUAGUAUUAGCCAUAAUACUAUUCCUAAUAAUCCUAUUAGCACUAAUGAUAAUAUGAAUAAUAAUAAUAGUAAUAAUAAUCAUAAUAAUAAUAGUAUUAGCAAUAAUCCUAACAUGAAUAGUAAUAAUAUAUAUAAUAAUAGCAACUUCUAUAAUUUAAUUGGAGAUAAUAAUACUAUCAACGAUUUAAAUGAUAAUAUUCAGAUUGGUGGAAACAAGAUGAAGGUGUCGAAAAUUGAAAAUUUGGAAUCUUUAAAUAGUUCUGAAUAUCAAAAAGAGGACCAAUAUCAAUAUCAAUAUCAAGAGCAAGAGCAAAAGCAAGAGCAAUAUCAAGAGCAAUACCAAGAGCAAGAUCAAGAGGAAGAUUCAGAUGAGGAUCAAGAGGAAGAGGAAGAUUCAGAUCAAGAUUCAGAUCAAGAACAAGAUUCAGAUCAAGAACAAGAACAAGAUCAAGAACAAGAAACCUCAAAUUCAGAUACACUCGAUUCAUCAGUGGAAUCAUCUGACAACGAUUCAUCAAGUAAUGUUGAGGAACAAGAUAGCCAAUCGGAAAUAGAAUCAAUUAAUUCAGACGACGAUUCAGAUUCAAAUAGUUCACAGUAUUCGGAUAUAUCGGAAAAUCAACAACAACAACAACUAGAAGAGCAGCAACAACAAAAUAUGUUUAGAUAUAAUAAUCAAUCACCAGAUACUUUUUAUAAUAAAAAUAAAAAUAAAAUAAAAAAUAAAAAUAAAAAUUAUAGCGAAGAUGAUGACGAAGAAAAUACAACCGAUGAUGACGAAGAUGAAAGUCCAAUCAUUAGAAACACCUUAUUUCAAUAUGUCGAGCCAGUCGUUGUUGAUAAAUCAAAUAUAAGAAUAUUAGAAAACGAUAUUAUGGAAAACUUUAAUUUUAACAAGGUAUUAAUGCAUUUAUUAGAAAAAGAUUUAAAAACCGAUGUAUUUAAAUUAGCAGUUGAGUUUGUAAGAUUCAUCCUACUAAAAUUUGCGACAAAUGAUUUUUAUGGUAACUAUUGUAAUGAAUCUCAUAAUUUAAAAGCAAGUCCAUUGGUUGGUAUUUUUUGGCAAGCUUUAAUCCAAGAUUCUGUAUUAUAUGUUAAAUUUUCAAAUUUAUUUGGUGUAUCCCUUAUCGAUUUUGAUCCAGAGACUGGUGAAUCUAAUAAAGAUAAAUAUUUUAAUACAUUAAAGGUAUAUAAAAAAUAUUAUAUAGAUAUAGAUGAUGAAAUUGAAUUUCAGCAACAACAACAGCAACAACAACAACAACAACAACAACAAAAGUUUAAUAAAAACAAUAAUUAUAUAGAUGAUAAUAACAAUAAUGAUGACGAUUACGAUAGCAGUAAUUAUAUAGAUGAUAGCAACGAUAGGGAUGACGAUAGCGAUAGCGAUAGUGAUAAUAAUAACGAUAGCGAUAACGAUAACGAUAAUUAUAAUGAUAACGAUAAUGAUAAUAAUAAUGAUAACAAUAACGAUAACGAUAACGAUAUCAAUAUCAAUAACGAUAGCGAUAACGAUAACGAUAACAAUAACAAUAACAAUAACAAUAACAAUAACAAUAACAAUAACAAUAACAAUAACAAUAACACUAACGAUAACGAUAACGAUAAUUAUAAUUAUAAUUAUAAUGAUAAUGAUAAUAAUGAUAAUGAUAAUGAUAAUAAUAAUAAUAAUAAUAAUAAUGAUAAUGAUAAUAAUAAUGAUAAUAAUAAUAAUAAUAAUAAUAAUAAUAAUAAUAAUAAUAAUAAUAAAUAA